CGUAAAGAGUUCGAUUCUUCACCUCACCUCACCGUGACCUGCUGGUUCUCUUGUAGAUAUAUUCCUAUGAAGAUGCUUAAUACCGCUUGACGCCUUGUUCACCGUCACUUCACCCGCGCAAGGCUCCAGGCUGCAUCCUGCGCAAUGCGCCCUACGUAAAGUCGCAUACCUAGACCAGCGCUCCCCUCCGCUCCAAUCUUACCUGUACCAAUUCACUCCGUGAUGCCAUAGGUUUCGAAAUCCGCAGCAAACGGCGCCAUGGCAGAACGUCCGCGUAUAACACCAGCGUCUCCGAUCCCCAUCACACCCAAGAAGCGUGGUGGAGUGUUGCAAAACCUCCUGGCUAUGUUCGCUUCACAAAGCUCAGCAGAGGCUGCGACUAAGACACGGCGCGUCUCUUCCCAGGAGUCUAAGCGCGAAGAUCCCAUUGUCUCUCGUGACGGUGAAAACAAAUCCGAGCGGCACUCACUGCCACGCCUAGAUUACGGCCUUGCUGAAGACUCGACAGCCGACUGUGACGAGCACUCUGCCUCCAUAUCGAGCCCCGAGAACGAACCGACGACGACGACUAUCUCUGUGCCUAAAGGCUCUCGCGCUAGGCGCUCCAAGCGGACGAGAGAAGAAGAAGGGGCCAUCAGUGAAGACGAGCUUGCACUGUCUGCCCGCCCGGCACGCAAGUCGAGUUCCAGGAUUGAGGCAUACACACAGGAGCUGAAAAUGGAGAAGCGCAAGAAGGAGCGCGAAAGCACUGGUUCGCUGAGGCGGAGCACGCGCGACAGGACGAGCACCAUCCUCGAGUCCGACACUGUGCCUACUCCGUCGCCCACGCGCAAGGGACGGACGCCAUUACGGAAACUCGACACUGCGCGAACCCGUCUUCGCGACGACAUUGCCCACAAGUCAAAGACAAAGGCGAACAAUUUCCUCGUCGCUAACAAGGACUACUUCCUACCGCUACUGCCGCCUCACAACCACGUCUCCAAGCUCGUGGCCCAUCACAAUGCGAAGCCAAUUGUUGAAUACGAGGAGCUUAGCGAGCAGCCAGCGGGUGUCACAGCCGUCAUGAAGCCUUACCAACUCUCGGGCCUUUCCUACCUCGUACAUCUAUACAACAACGGUUUCUCUGGUAUUCUAGGCGACGAGAUGGGCCUUGGAAAGACUCUACAGACCCUGUCGCUCUUCCAGUACCUCGAAGAGCUCGACCAGAAGAAUGGUUUAAGCUCCGAAGAGCUUCGCCCCUAUCUCGUCAUAUGCCCUCUCAGUGUACUCAACUCAUGGGUCACCGAGGCUCAGCGGUGGGUGCCAGGAUUGAGAGUUAUGCGCUUCCACGGUGCUACGAGCGAGCGACAGCGUCUCAAGAGGGUUGCGGUCGGGAUGGAAGACAUGAAAGGACACGAAACCACUCGCGCCAGGGAUCGGAAGGCCUCACGCAAGGCUGGCCGCAAGGUGUCCAAACUAUCUACUAACGACCAAGACUCCACCUCGUUCAAAAUCAUCGUGACGACCUACGACACGUUUCAGGCGGAGCAGGCAUGGUUCAAGCACGCUUUUGUCUGGCGCUAUGUUGUCCUGGACGAAGGACAUAAGAUCAAGAGCAGCGUCACGCAAAUCUCCACCGCUCUGCGUACUAUCAGCGCCGAGUACCGCCUGAUAUUGACCGGUACCCCCCUCCAGAACAACCUGGUCGAGAUGUGGGCCUUACUCGCCUGGUUAUAUCCAGAUGUCUUCAUCGGGGGAACUGACAAAUUAUUCAAAGAGUCCUUCGACCUCAACAAAGGCAAAGUCAACAGGACAACGAUGGACAACGCUCGUCACUUGCUUGAGCUCAUCAUGCUGCGACGCAUGAAAGACAGCCCUAGCGUCAACCUUGGCCUACCGCCUAAGGAAGAGGUGCUCCUCUAUGUGCCGUUGACCCCUAUGCAGAAAUUUUGGUACACAAGGAUUUUGACUCGCAUCGACAAUGGCAUGCUUGAUGAGCUCUUCGCUGACGGCAAGACGAAAGAAAAGGCGGCAAUCGAACAGGAUAUGCAAGAGGAUCAGUUGCUUCGCAGAAUUGAGAAGCAAGGGAUGGACGCGGACGCCAAGCAGGGCGGCGAAUGGGAGGAGACUGCAAAUAUCAUGCUCGAGGCCAUUGCCAAGGAUCAGUCGAGUGCUCAGACGAAAGGUGCCUGGCAGAAACUCAUGAAUCUCGUGAUGCAGCUACGAAAAUGCUGCUCGCAUCCAUACCUGCUACCUGGGGCCGCGCCGGAUCCAUACUACAUCAGUAACCACAUCAUCCGCGCUUCGGGCAAGUUUAUCCUGCUGGAGAAACUGCUCAAACACACCAUCUUCGACCAAGGCAAGAAGGUACUCAUCUUCUCCGGCUUCACUCGUACGCUCGACUACUGUGAGGACUUAUUAUCCCUUAUUAGCAAUCACGGUGAGCGUUUCAGAUCCCUACGCCUAGACGGCAGCACCGCUCGUGCGCGACGAAAUCUCGAUAUCCGCCUCUUUAAUCAGAAGGAGUCAGACUACAAGGUCAUGCUUCUCUCUACUCGUGCGGGUGGUCUGGGUAUCAACCUUACAAGCGCACAAGACGUCAUCUUCCUCGAUGAAGACUGGAAUCCACAGAUUACUCUACAGGCCGAGGCUCGUGCCCACCGCAUUGGUCAAACAAACAAGGUGACAAUCUACAAGCUGUGUACACAAGGCACCGUUGAGGAACAGAUGAUGGGCCGUAUUCGAAAGAAGCUCUACCUGUCCGCAAAGAUCACAGAAUCCAUGCAAAACAUACACGGCAAAGAGACUCUAGCUAAGACAAAGGGACGAGCAUCACUCACAGACGACAUGCCUCAAAUGGAUACGUCACAGCUCAAGACACUGGUCCGUCGCGGUGCGCAAACGUUGUCGCAUCCUGAGAUUGAUGUCAACGAAAUGGUGUCAUGGGAUCUCGAGACUAUGAUGGCCAAGUGUCGUGACAAGCCGGCUGACCUGACAGUCGCUGAAGGGUCGCAUUCCGAAGUCGACGAAGAGAAAUGGCUGUCAGUCAUGGAACGUGUCGAAUGCGCCGUGUUCGAGGGCAAGCGUUACCAGCGUCAGCCGAAUACCAGGGUUAACACUAAUAUCCUCCCGGACACCAUCACUCGAGAAGAUCGUCGCAAAGGCAAGAACACCACAGUUAUGAUCGAUGGAUACGCAAUCAACAAAGAGUCUUUGAACUGUGGCGACUGGGAGGCUGUACCCACCAUGGCUGGUAAAGACCCUCGUCUCGCGGAACCCGUACGUGAUAAACGACGCGAAUUCAAUCACGAAGAGCACUGCUUAGCCUGCUUCGAAGGCUCAGAUACCGGCCAUAUGGUGGAGUGUCGGAGCUGCCCUCGUGCUUACCACUUCGAUUGCCUCGAGCCUGAGUACCAGGCCAAGGUCAAGGGUUUCAGCGGCUUUUACUGUUCCCAACACAAUUGCGGCGACUGCGGCAAGAACACUACAGAUGCCGGAGGCCUGAUCUUCCGCUGCCGUUGGUGUCCACAAGGCUUCUGCGAGGAUUGUCUCGACUGGGACCAGACUGAUUUGAUUGGCGAGAAUCUACCUGAAUUCGAGUUGUUGCAUGAACCGCCCACCCAUGGCGGCUUCUACAUCAAGUGUCCUACCUGCAUUGAGGCAUGCGAAGAGAGCGAGGAGCAAAAGGCAUGGACAAAGGGCAUGGAGAUCGACUACAAGGAGCAGCACGAUCUCUGGCUUCAGCAGCGCGAAGAGACGCAACGUGAGUUCGAGCAACGCGAAGCCGCCGUAGCAAAACUACAAGAAGCCACCGCGCACCACGAGGCUUCAGCUGCACACACAAACAAGGAGAGCAUGACAGCCGAUAGCCAGUUUCCGCCGCGUAUCGCCCUUAACAAGCGGCCAAGCUACAUCACUAUCGAUGACGAUGAUGAGAUUCCGUCUCCGCCCGCUCUGACCGAUACCUCCCUUCCCACUCCGGCUCUGGGUGGCUCGCGUGUCAGCACCCCAAAAUACAUCGAGCCUCAGCAAAAUCUAAACAAGGGGAAGAAGAGGACUGAUCCAGGCGAAGAAGGGUACGGCGAAACGCGUGAGGAGAAGAGGGCCAGGCUCGAUGCACAGGCCUGGUCGGUAAGUGAAGAUCCACUCAUGAAAGGCUCGGGCUAUACCAAUGGCACGCGCUUCGACUAAAGUACGGACUUGGAGUAAAGAGGUGAAUAGUGAACGGCGUAGGAGUUGACGGCAGUUCAUGCGUUGAAUACCAUGAAGGACCAUGUUUGUAUUUUCGUGCUUGUUUGAUGGCGGCGUUGGGGCUUUCAGUAUACCCACUCUUACGCACUGCGCCACACUACAUUGCCUACCAACACACUUCUGUUCUUAGGGGCAUGAUGUGUAUGUUGAGCGCUUAGGCGAUCCGUUGAAGUGAUUAGAUCAUUUCUGGCGCAGUAUAUGUUCGCUUUAGAAGCGAACGAGCGAGCAAUUCGUAUAAUGAAAUAUGAUGGUAAUCAUAUAAACAAACACGAGUUACUGGCUUCGAGGUUUCGUAGCUUGCUUCCGAUCUGUCGCAGCUCAUUGCAUCCUACAUAUAAAGUCAAAUGUUUCCUGGA
This is a messenger RNA of Cucurbitaria berberidis CBS 394.84, 4586 nucleotides long. Its product is annotated as ISWI chromatin-remodeling complex ATPase ISW2. The transcript has a single exon. Gene Ontology annotation, molecular function: ATP-dependent chromatin remodeler activity; DNA binding; ATP binding. The record is from RefSeq and is a predicted model, not a curated record. Bases 259 to 4170 code for a protein of 1303 amino acids. Lineage: Eukaryota; Fungi; Ascomycota; Dothideomycetes; Pleosporales; Cucurbitariaceae. Gene Ontology annotation, cellular component: nucleus. Gene Ontology annotation, biological process: positive regulation of transcription by RNA polymerase II.